GAGUGACUAAGUCUUGGGAGCGGCACUUACGCUGGAGCCGCGGAUCUUGCAACACAGUUACCAACCAGGGAGACUAAAUCUCACAAGUACUCACUCUGACUGUUUGUUUGCAGUGACGCUAAUUUACAGCGCGCUACAUGUCUGCCUGCUUUGGACAAUGCGCCCGCGAACCUUUCUCCCGUGUCAAAAACAAAAUCUCCGACACACUUAGGUAUGGAAUCCGGAACUGAGUUUACGAACCGAGCACAAAGGGUGUGCACAAACAAUGAAUCCAUGAUUGAGUAUUUCGUCUAUGCUCUUCUUCCCCCUCAUCACCGUCAUGUCUCCUCCUCCUCCUGCCAUCACCAAGCAGACUGUGCUAACCGGGUUCACGACCCCAACCGAUACCACAAAUGUUUUAAAGCAGCUCCGAGCUACUGCCGCACUGGCAGUGAAGAAGCAACAGGAGGCAGAGGAGGCGAGCCGUCGCGCUGCGGAGGACCUCCAGCGCGCCGAGGAAGAGGCAAAGGCAAAGGCCGAAGAAGAGGCAAAAGCAAAGGCCGAGGAAGAGAGUCAGAGGAGGGCAGUAGAGAAGAAGUUAGCAGAAGUAGACAAGAAGAAGACUGGAGCGGGACGCGCGCGCCGAUGUACGGAAUGCGCCAAGGCCAGGUUCGACGCGCCUUGUACAUUCUCGACGCCAAGUAGCUCUAUCACUAGUUGCGACCGCUGCAGGCGCCGAAAGACUGCCUGCAUGUUCCCUGGAGAGGCGGAGAAGUCAAAGCAGAAGAAGAGGACGAUGGAUGAGGCAGAGUCCCCUCGUAGAGGCAAGGGCAAGAAGAAGAGUCGCUAUCAAAGCCCGAGCCCAAGCCCGAUAGAGAUUGAGGAAGAAGCGGACGAGAUAGCCCCAGCGGCAGCCACCCUGCAGAGGCUGGCAAACAAAAUAGGGCAGCUUACUGAAUUGAUAGGUCAUGUCAAUAAUGCAAUGGCGGAGGGGUUCGCCGCGCACCGGAAGGAGCUGCACCGAAUGGUUACUGCGCUGGACCUCCUUCUGGAGUACCGGGAGGAGUCGGCCACAAACAAGUCGAUUAAACAUGAAUAAAUAUUAACUUACAGGUGCUCUAAAUAAGUUAUGACACGGAGUACUAAAUAUCAAAUACUAGCCAUCUAUGCAACAUCUAUGUGCCACUGCAUUCACAGUCUAAAACACCGUCUCAGUCGAUACUAUUCCCGCACUGCAAUAGAAUUGUCGCUAGCACGCCAAGCUCCAAUAGCCC
Messenger RNA from Suillus subalutaceus, 1253 nucleotides. RefSeq lists its product as uncharacterized. The coding region runs from base 293 to 1078 and encodes 261 amino acids. Lineage: Eukaryota; Fungi; Basidiomycota; Agaricomycetes; Boletales; Suillaceae. The transcript has a single exon. The record is from RefSeq and is a predicted model, not a curated record.